CCGCCCGGCGAUUCCGCGUCUUCCAACAAUGAGGCCCCCCCCCCCCCCCCCCCCCCCCCCGCGGGCAUGAUCAACAGCAGGACCGGAGGGGCGCUUGUGUCAAAGGGAAAUCCCAAGGGCCGACGCUAAGGUUCGAGCUUCAGAGGGGUUUGAGGAGCCUAGGGGCUCGAGGAUGGAACUUCGGCCCUGCGCUUGCGUCUUCUUACCCCUGGCUGCGCAUUGCCAGCACUGACUGGCAUGAGCCGCCCCACUAGCGUGCUUCUCGGCGAUUCCCUGUUUUGGCAUCUGGAGCCUCGAUGCGAGGGCCAAGAGGGGCGCCGCAAUGUUUCGUCAAUCUGGGCGGCGGUGUGGCCAAUCAGACGAAGGAAGGCCGCCAGUUGCGUGCUGCUUUGGACGAAUAGGCACGAAUAAGGUCUGUGCUGCCUGAGGCAUGAGCCCCCUUUCUGGAAACCGUGUCCAGAAGAUAAAAGCAGCCUGGCCUCCCACCCCUCACCCAGACUCGCCAUCGUUCCCCCCCAGUUUGUUCAAACAAGAGAUCUGUCCUUUUCACCACACAACCAACCAGCUUCCAUCCUCGACCUCUUCCCGCUAGGCUCCCCCUUUGGCGUCUUGGACUAUCCUGGUGCCUAGUGGACUGACUUACGCGUGGAUGGAGUCAACCUUACCCGCGAUGCAUUAAGCUUAACAAAUACUCCAUUCUCUGACGUUUCGAGUAUUGGGGAAUUAGGCAGGCACCUCUUUACUGUCAGCGAACAUAUACGCACUAGUUCAUUGUUUGCAGUCAACAUCAUUCUUUACCAGCGCCAACACCAGUGACUGCCACAGCUUUCAAUCAGCAAACAUCAAGUCCUCCUACCGUGGACGCCGAUACCCAUCAUGGAUUCCUGGGCCGCCCACUCUCCCUCGCCGGCCAACCUCAAAUUCGAGAACCCGGCCGAGUCUCUCCUCGCCACUCCUGGCGAGAUCUUUCCCGAAGUCUUCGGCUCUGACCGCGCGACAUCAGCAACCCCAUCGCUCGACGUCAUGUCACCGGUUUCCUUGGCAGACGACGUCGACCUCACGGCUCUUGCUACUCUCACAGUUCCUCAGAUCCCGCCACGCUCGACGCCCGCUUCGACACCGGCGCCAGAGACUGAGAAGAAGCCUGUCAAGAAGAGGAAGUCGUGGGGUCAAGUCCUGCCAGAGCCCAAGACUAACCUCCCACCAAGGAAACGUGCCAAGACCGAAGACGAGAAGGAACAACGUCGCGUCGAACGCGUUCUCCGCAACCGCAGAGCCGCCCAGUCUUCACGAGAGCGCAAGAGGCUCGAAGUCGAGGGUUUGGAACGACGCAACAAGGAGCUUGAGACCCUCCUCAUGCAAGCUCAACAGAUCAACCAGACUCUCCUCCAGGCACUCCGUGAAAACGGUGUUGCUCCUACGAUUGCCACACGACCGGCAUCCUUCGAUGGUCUCAACCCUACCCCAGUCACCUUCUCACAAGAGCUCUUCAGCUCACAAGAUGGCCACAACUUGUCAAAGCACGACUCCUCUCUCGAGCAACUGUUCCCUACAAUCAAGACUGAAGAGACCGUCAACCCAGCUUCUCUUUCUCCCGUAUUGAACCCUCUCCCUGAGAUGGAGGAGGAUGGCGAGAAGGAGCAAUCGACGGCUGCCCAACCUGUUGCGGAUGCUACCUCCACUGCGACUGUGGACACUUCCCCCGAUGCGACACAACAUCCUGCUGUGGUGUUGUGUGAUGACCUGCAGUGUCGGUCGGCGGAAGUGCCACGCUCCAAGUGCCUGGCAGUGUCCCAGCAGUCUCAGCCCCCGUCGCUGGAUCCUCUCUCUCUGCUGCUCCUCUCGGCCUCGGCAAUUUCAUGGAUGAUCUCGUUCUCUCAAAGACCUUUGAUGCUGAUCGCUACAUCUAUGAAACGGAAUUUUUCUCUUCCCCCAGCCCCAGCAAUUUUGAUGAGUAUAGUAUGGCUGGUGACGACACCGAAACCCUCCACUUCCCGGCAAACCCCGAGAACUUCUUCGACGAAUUCAUCAACCCCGACGUCUCAAAUGCCGCAAACAGCAACGAGCAGCAGCCGCAGCAACAAUCCGGAUUCUGCGCAACCACGAACGCGUCAGUCCACAACCUUACGUAUCCGAACGCUUCGGAAGAUCCUUACCAGCAGCCCCAUACUGGCGCGUCCCUUAAUGGAUGCGACGAUGGAGGUAUUGCGGUGGGUUGUAUCUGAAGGGCGCACGGUGCCACAGGUUUUGGGAGAGGACGGUUCGGCGGCUGCGACAGCUAACGGAAAGGAGCAGCGAGCGCAGCCACGUACUGGAUUGCUGGCAUUUUGGCCCAAGGGUGCCAUGUUGCCAUCGAAGGAAGUUCUACUCACCUUGAUGUGGGUUCUGAGAGUGGAAGAGCGGAAGAUGAGGGUCCGCGCAGAACUCAGGGGCUCCUCCUCGAAACUCUGUGGGUCAACCGGCGUCCCGUCAUUGACGAUACACACACCAACCACGACUGAUAAUAACAAACUUCAACAACAAUACAAGUUGAAGGUAAUACCAAAACGGAAGCUGAAGGCUGGGCCUUGUGGCUUCCUCAAACCUCACCUCGACACAGAGCGUCGAAGGAUGUCUUGAUGACUUUUCUUUUUUUCUUUUUCCUUUUUGAAAACACAAUCUUGUAUGACGUAUAUCUUUACUACUAUUACCCGGGGCAUUUGGCAAAACCCAGAAGGGGCCAAUAUAGGGUUUACGGGGCUUAGGCUGUGGGCGUUUUAUGCGUGUUAGCGAGUGGUUAUCAGUGGCUUCAUCGAAACAAAUUGAACACGAACGUUCCACUCUGUUUCAUAUCAUGAUCUUAUUCAGUUCCCAACUUGUGAUUCUCGCGGAAAUGCAAUUGCUACAAUUAGUCUUGGGAAAUUUCAUGAUGAACG
This is a messenger RNA of Neurospora crassa OR74A, 2915 nucleotides long. Its product is annotated as transcriptional activator hac1. Gene Ontology annotation, biological process: positive regulation of transcription by RNA polymerase II. NCBI's taxonomy places the organism in Eukaryota, Fungi, Ascomycota, Sordariomycetes, Sordariales, Sordariaceae. The transcript is spliced from 2 exons. Gene Ontology annotation, molecular function: DNA-binding transcription factor activity, RNA polymerase II-specific. The record is from RefSeq and is a predicted model, not a curated record. Bases 877 to 2619 code for a protein of 580 amino acids.